AUGUACGUAGCCAAGCCCAAGCAGACGCAGCGCGCCAAGGCGCAGGAGAUCGCGCGCGUCAAGACCAAGAAAGGUCCGACCGUAGAGGAAUGUAUAGCCAAGAGGGACUUCACGGGCGCCUCGGCCAUCCUCGAGUUCAAUCUCAAGAGCGAUGACGCAGCGGCAGUGACGGGCCCUGCCAAGGCGGAGGAGAAGCGCAAGACGCUUCUAUGGCUCGCCUACACGUCCUUCCAUCUAGGCAACUACCAGCGCGCACUGGACGCCUACGAGCAACUGCGAGACGUAGACGACACGCCUGAGAUCUUCCUCUAUCGCGCCUGCUGUCUCUUCUACCUGCAAAUGUACAAGGAGGCAGCCAAAGAGGCCGAGAAGGGACCCGCAGGUCCACUUCAGAACCGCCUGCUCUUCCAUUGUGCCCACAAAUUAGGCGAUGAGGAUAAAUUAUUAGUGUAUCACCAACAACUUACAGACUCUAAGGAGGAUCAGCUGUCUCUAGCAGCGAUCCAUUACUUCCGGAACCAUUUCCAGGAAGCCACAGACAUCUACAAGCGCCUUCUGCUCGAGAACCGAGACGAUAUCGCUCUCAAUGUGUAUGUAGCCAUGUGUUACUACAAACUCGACUACUACGACGUGUCGCUCGAGAUCAUGCAGGCUUAUCUCCAAGCCUUUCCCGACAGUGUCGUGGCUGUGAACGUCAAGGCUUGCAACCAGUUCAAGCUCUACAACGGAGCUGCAGCCAAAGAUGAGAUCAAGACACUCACUGAUCGUGGCUACAACAUUGAACAGAACGAUCUAGUGAGCCAUAACAUGGUAGUGUUUGAGGACGGACAGCACGCGUUGAGAGUGCUCCCUCAGUUUGUGGACGCUCUACCUGAAGCUCGACUCAAUCUGGUAGUGUACUACCUCAAACACGACAAGCUACAGGAGGCAUAUGACCUUAUUAAAGACGUGGAGCCAUCUACACCGCAGGAAUAUAUUCUCAAAGGUGUAGUUCACGCUACAUUGGGCCAGUCAACGUCAUCUCGGCAGCAUAUCAAGACAGCACAGCAGUAUUUCCAGCUCGUUGGGUCCUCCCCUACUGAGUGUGAUACCAUCCCUGGACGCCAGUGUAUGGCGUCGUGCUUCUACCUACUCAAACAGUUCGAAGACGUCAACAUCUACCUCAACUCCAUCAAACAAUAUCUCUACAACGAAGAUGAUUUCAACUGGAACUUCGGAAUCUCGUUGUGUAACACUGGAUCGCACCAAGAAGCGCUUGAAACGCUGCUGCGUGUGCAGCAAGAAGACUAUCGCCACGAUUACUGCUACGUGAGUUGGUUGACGAGAUGUUACAUCUUGAACCACAAUCCGUCAGCGGCUUGGGAUUUGUACUUAAAGCUCGACAACUCGGACGAUUCCUUCAACUUGCUGCAGCUCAUCGCUCAUGAUUGCUACAAAAUGGGCGAAUUCCUCUACGCUGCGAAGGCAUUUGAUAUUCUAGAACGACUUGACCCGGAUCCGGAGUACUGGGAAGGCAAGCGUGGCGCUUGUGUGGGUGUUUUCCAGCGUGCAGUGGCGGGGAAAGCGACACGAGUGGAACUCGAGGAAGUGCUCAGUAUCCUCAAAGCGAAUAAUAACCCGCAAGUCGAGUACAUUGUGCGCAUCAUGAAGAAAUGGGGCGCUGAAAAUGGCAUCAACGUCUAAAAGAGCACCGGUCCUGCAGGUUAAACUCAGGGAGAUACAUCAAUUCACUUAGUUAAGAGU
This is a messenger RNA of Phytophthora nicotianae INRA-310, 1743 nucleotides long. RefSeq lists its product as hypothetical. The record is from RefSeq and is a predicted model, not a curated record. The transcript has a single exon. Gene Ontology annotation, molecular function: intraciliary transport particle B binding; protein binding. Gene Ontology annotation, cellular component: intraciliary transport particle B; ciliary base; ciliary basal body. Bases 1 to 1683 code for a protein of 560 amino acids. Gene Ontology annotation, biological process: intraciliary transport involved in cilium assembly; intraciliary anterograde transport. Lineage: Eukaryota; Oomycota; Peronosporomycetes; Peronosporales; Peronosporaceae.